Molecule: messenger RNA, 486 nt
Organism: Drosophila teissieri
Lineage: Eukaryota; Metazoa; Arthropoda; Insecta; Diptera; Drosophilidae
Product: lipopolysaccharide-induced tumor necrosis factor-alpha factor homolog
Exons: 2
Molecular function (GO): zinc ion binding
Source: RefSeq, a predicted model, not a curated record
GCAUGCCCCGCCGCAAACAUGAGCAGCACAUGGGUGGGCACAGCUCCAGCACCGGUCGACACGGAAAUGGGGACCGUUACCGCGCAGCCAGACUGUGGGGUUGAGGUGACCUAGAUACCCGUAUACACUCUGAACGCGGUGGGGGCGGACGCACUGCCGCCGACUGUGGGCACCAAGCCGGUGAGGGUGAGGUGUCCGGCCUGCAAGGGCGAGGUCACCACCAGUCUGGUCACGGCCCCCACCUACAAGACCCACCUGUGCGGCCUGACCCUGUACAUCUGCUGCUGCUGGCCUUUCAUCUGCCUCCCCUACUUCAUCAACUACUGCAAGAGUGUGCAGCACUACUGUCCCAACUGUGGAUGCCACAUAGGGAGCUACAGCAUUUGAUCAAGAGCUGCCCCUCCGCACUGCCAGCCAUCCUUUCCAGGUCAAUACCUAAUCUACUUUAGCCAUAUAUAGAAACAAUAAAUAAUUACAACAUUUUAA